AUGUUGGUACCGGAGGCGCAGACUCGGGCGCGGAAUGGGAGAGGCAUCCUGGUCGCUGCGGUUGUCGCCAUCGCAGCAUUCUCCCUGAGCUAUGUGCGCCCGAGCUUCGUUCCGCCCCCGGCAGCUCAGAAUGCGAAGAUGGCCAAGGAAGAGCUGGCCCCGUGGGAUGGGCUUCAGGACUGCCUGGAGGACGGGGUGGAUGGUGCCCUGACAGCUGUGGAAGACUUUUUCAGCUCAGCAGAUGAGCUCGUGGGCCCCUCUCUGAAUCCACAGCUCCUUCCGGCCGCUGGUGCGCCCGCUCCAAAGAAGGACGGCCUACAGCAGGUGAUCGAGCCCCUGACGAAGCUUUACAUGCGCUACAGGACCGCCAUCUAUCCUCGUUGCAAGGAGUGCAAGAUCAUCGUCCGCUUCGGAAAGCUUUGGCGAACCUGCCGCAUCCGCCGGCACAAGCAACGGCAGCCCGGCAUCACAACGUUCAAGAAGCGGAUGAACAAGUACCAGGGGUGGAAGCAGUCGUCCCCGGGGCGCUGA
Messenger RNA from Symbiodinium necroappetens, 531 nucleotides. NCBI's taxonomy places the organism in Eukaryota, Dinophyceae, Suessiales, Symbiodiniaceae. The record is from the annotation of a GenBank genome assembly.